Alosa alosa (allis shad) is the source of this 5037-nucleotide messenger RNA. RefSeq names its product kinesin family member 7 (gene kif7). The record is from RefSeq and is a predicted model, not a curated record. Gene Ontology annotation, biological process: microtubule-based movement; mitotic spindle organization. Lineage: Eukaryota; Metazoa; Chordata; Actinopteri; Clupeiformes; Clupeidae. The transcript has 21 exons. Bases 375 to 4571 code for a protein of 1398 amino acids. Gene Ontology annotation, molecular function: ATP binding; microtubule motor activity; microtubule binding.
AGCUGGAUUGAGGAUGUGCCCUCCUACCUUGGGGCUGCAGAUGAAGUCGGAAACAGCAGUUACAAAAGUUUGAAAAGCUCCCCAUCGCUUGGAGAAAAGCAUAUCGUUUGAAUCACGAUUUGCAUUGUUUUAGGAGACCGGUUGGAGGGGCACAGCAAUGACUGUUGCGUCAGCCCCAUCACAGAGCUAUCAUGCAUUUAUGCCACACCAAGGAGGCCGAGAGGGCCAGGUAGAGGGGCAGAACCUGUAAAACCACGUGUGUGUGUGUCCCAGCUGGACGAGUACACACACACACACGUACACACACACACACACACACACAGAGCCUUUAGACACACAUACACUGGUACGUGAACGUUUGCCCUGCAGCUGCCAUGUCUCCUAAGGUACCAGGCUCUGGGCGUGGAGGGGCGGAGGAGUCUCCUGUGCAGGUGGCGGUGAGAGUGCGCCCCCUGCUGCCCAAAGAGCUGCUGCGCGGUCACAAAAGCUGCAUCAGUGCCGAUCCCGCCGCCCGCCGCAUCACCCUCGGACACAGCCGCCACUUUCUGUGUGACUUCCUGUUCCAGGAGGCCAGCGGGCAGGAGGAGGUCUACGAGGCGUGCGUCCAGCCCCUGGUGGAGGCAUUCCUGCAGGGCUUCAACGCCACCGUGUUUGCCUACGGGCAGACCAGCUCGGGCAAGACCUACACUAUCGGAGAAGCCAACAUCUCAGCAUACAGGGACGAGGAGCAGGGCAUCAUCCCCCGGGCGGUGGCCGAGAUCUUCAAGCUGCUGGACGAGAACGACCUGAACUACUUCUCGGUGCGCAUCUCCUACCUGGAGGUCUACAAGGAAGUGUUCAGGGACCUUCUGGAGGUCGAGACACCCAGCAAGGACAUCCACAUCCGCGAGGACGACAAGGGAAACAUUGUGUUAUGCGGCGUCAAGGAGAGCGAAGUGGAGUGUCUGGACGAGGUGCUGAGCCUGCUGGACAGUGGUAACACCGCGCGGCACACCGGGGCCACCCAGAUGAACCCCAAGUCCAGCCGCUCCCACACCAUCUUCACCGUCCAGCUGGAGCAGCGACGAGGGGGCCCGGGGGGGUCCGGCAGGGGGGGUCCGGCCACGGGGGUCAGGUCCAGCCCCCCCCACCACCUCCUCUCGUCCAAGUUCCACUUUGUGGACCUGGCGGGAUCGGAGCGCAUCCUGAAGACGGGCAACAGCGGCGAGCGGCUCAAGGAGAGCAUCCAGAUCAACAGUGGCCUGCUGGCACUGGGCAACGUCAUCGGGGCGCUGGGGGACCCCAAGAGGAGGGGCACGCACAUCCCCUACCGCGACUCCAAAAUCACCAGGAUCCUGAAGGACUCCCUCGGGGGGCAACGCCAAGACACUGAUGAUCAUGCCAUCAGUCCAGUAUUUCUUCAGUUCGGCGAGGCCUCAAGCUCCGCUCCUUCAUGCCCAGCCCGCCAUAAACAUCAGGGCAGACCCGCGGUCAACCAGGCCAACGAGCCAGGCCGCGUCGAGGGCUUGGAGCACCAGAUCGAGGCCGGAGUCGAGGCGUCCGGGAGUUUAGCAAAUCUGCAGAUGGAGAGCGCCCACUACAGGACGUGCACGGACUCGGCCUAUCGGCUGCUGCUGGAGUUACAGGGGGAGGCGGGACUUAGUGCUGCCCAGUUGCGAAUCAGGCAGGGGCGGAGUCGGGCGUCGGGCGGUUUAGCAGCCGCCUGCAGAUGGAGAGCCCACUACAGGGCGUGCGGACGGACCCUCGCUCGGCUGCUGCUGGAGUUACAGGGGGAGGCGGGACUUAGUGCUGCCCAGUUGCAGCGAAUCAGAGCGUGGCUCUGCUCGGUGGAGGAGGAGCGAAGUGGCCUUAGCUCCGCCUCCGGGCCCGACAGCGGCAUUGACAGCGGCUCUACCGAAGACAGCAGCGCCCGGAAGAGCAGAGGACACGCCCUCAGGAACCAGGACGUGGAGCCCGGGACAGCAUUAGAGGAGUGUUAUCAGGAGCGUGAGGAGUGUAUCGCUGCCCUGCAGGCCCAGGUGCAGCAGCUGGAGCAGGAGAACACGGACUUCCUGUCCGCACUGGAGGAUGCCAUGGAGCAGUACAAACAACAGAGUGCGAAGCUACAGGAGCAGCAGGACCUGAUUGGAGAGCUGCACGGGCUGCUGUCACUUCCUGGUGGGGUGGGGCUUUGUCAGCUGACUCAGAGACCGCACACCGCCCCUCUACAACCCACCCAACACACACCUUACAGUGCUGAGGUGGAGCAGAGGUGUGUAGACGCAGGUUUCCAGGGUGACCAGUGGGAGAGUGACCAGGAGAGCAUCAUCAGGAGAGACGUUGAGGGCAGAGAUGGAGAGGACGCCCCCUGCAGGCAGAGCAAGGAUAGGCGCAAGUGGCUGGGCCUUACCGGGGCGAAGAGGGAUGAACAAGGUCAUGGUCAUGUUCAAGGUCAGGGGUCAUCGACCGUGGGUGGAGGUCACCUAGCUCAGCUCCUGGGUUUGAGCUCCAGUUCAGGGUAUCCUGUUCUGUCCAACAGCCUGAGACGUCAAUCGAACAGCAGUCUAGGCGACAGCUCGUCGUGGGAGGCGUUCCGGGGCCUGGGGGGCGAGGUGGGGUCGGAGCGAGGGCUCCUGCAGGCGCAGCAGAAGAUCCGGGAGCUGUCAAUCACCAUCCGCAUGAAGGAGGAGCUUAUCAAGGAGCUGGUCAAAACAGGUAAGGACGCGCAGGCGAUGAACCGGCAGUACAGCCGUAAGGUGUCGGAGCUGGAGGCGGAGGCCGAGCAGGCUCGGGCGGAGCUGACCGAGGCCCAGCGGCAGCUGACGGAGCUGGAGGUGACGGGCACGCGCGACGCCGCCGACAAGAGCCGCGCACAAGAGUGCCGCCGCAAGAUCGCCGCCGCUCAGAGCAGAGUGCAGGUGCUGAAGCAGCGUCAGCAGGACACAGCCCAGCUGGCGGACCUGUCUGCGCAGAGCGCGCGGCGCGUGCAGGAGCUGGAGCGGCAGGUGCAGAGCAUGAAGCAGCACCAGGAGCAGCUGCAGAGACGCCUCAAGCAGGAGAGCCAGCAGAAGAGGCGCCUGGAGAGUGAGAUGCAGCGUGGCAAACACAGGGUUAAGGAGCUGGAGAUCAGGAACGAGCAGCAGCAGAAGAUCCUACGCAUUAAGACGGAGGAGAUCGCCGGCCUCCAGAGACAGCGACGCUCCGGCAGCAACGGCUCCGUCAUCUCCCUGGAGGAGCAACAGAAGAUUGAGGAGCAGAAACGCUGGCUGGAUGAUGAGAUGGAGCGCGUGCUGGAUCAGAGGCGGGGUCUGGAGGAGCUGGAGGAGGAGCUUAGCAGGAGGGAGGAGAUUCUGGCCAAGAAGGAGGCACUACUGGCCGAGAGGAGUGGCCUAGAGACCAAACGCCUACGCUCCAGCCAGGCUUUGAGUAAGGACCUGGUGGCGCUGUCGGGCCGGAUCGACUCACUGGAGCGGGAGCUGAGCGAGCGGAACAGCCAGCUUCGCAGCAGCUCCGCCCAGGACUCUCAGCACAUCCGCCAGGAGAUCUCCAACCUGCGCCAGGAGAAGGACACGCUCCUCAAGCAGAGGGUGGAGCUGGACGACAAGCUGAGACAGGGCAACCUGCUCUCGCCAGAGGAGGAACGCACGCUGUUCCAGCUGGACGAGGCGAUCGAGGCGCUGGACGCGGCCAUCGAGUACAAGAACGAGGCAAUCACGCAGCGGCAGCGGCAGCUGCGCGCCACCGGCAGCAUGCUCUCCCAGUGGGAGAUGAACCUGAUGGCCAAACUCACCUACCUCUCCGCCUCCGAGACCCGCGCGCUGCUCUGCAAGUACUUCGACAAGGUGGUGUCUCUGCGUGAGGAGGAGCGUCGGCUGCAGGUGGCGCUGGCGGAGCUGGAGAUGCGGGUGGAGGAGCAGCAGCAGCUGGUGGUGUGGCUGGAGGCGGCGCUGGAGAGGCAGCACCUGGAGGCCGACCGACGCCUCAUGCAGCAGCAGAAACAACACGAGAGGAGCGUUCAGUUACUACUGCAGCAGUGUAGAGAGCAAAUGGACGAGGGUCUGGCCGGGAGACAGAGGCAGUACGAGACACUCAUCCACAAUCUCAGCAAGGAGCUGAGCCACUGCAAAGCAGCCAAUCAGGAGCUGCUCAGCCACUGCAAGCCAGCCAAUCAGGAACUCAGCAUGAGGCACAGAGAGCCCUGUGGGCCAAUCGGCCAGCUUGGGGAACCACCCAGAGGCUCCAGCGGCGAGGGCAGGAGGCCCAGCAGCGUGGUGGAGGAGAGUCGGAGGAGCACGCCUGAGCCUGAUCGUCCAGCGCUGCGCGACCUCGUUCACGCCCCCCUGCCGCCUACCUGGCGCCGCUCCUCGUUGCCCACCGAGGACCCGCAUGGCAUGGAGGAGCUCCGCAUGCGCGCCUCUGGCGAGCUCCCGGCCAGUCGGCUGCUCCCGCCCAGCACCAGCCUCAACACGGGUGGGGCCACACUCUGGGGGGGUGGAGUCAAACCGCGACGGGACCUGCGCAGGUCCAGUCUCUGCACUGGAGCACAGGGUUCGGGACAGGGAAUCAUCGACGUGCGGAAAAACCCGGUUUGACACACACAUCACGGACUGUGGGUGUGUGUGUGCGUGUGUGUGUGCGUGUGAAUAAAGGACAGUUUACAGCCACUCAGACUUAAGACUGGUACUAAACAUUCUUUUCUUUUCUUUCUCAUUUUCAUUAAAAUAUGUAAUUAUUCUUUCUUUGUUCAAUUGAUCAGAUGCUUUUGUUUGCCUUUUAUACAAAUGUUUUUUUUUUUUUUUUAAGAAUCUUGGAUACAUUCUGACAUAAUUUCCUGUUUAUAACAGCACUUUGAUUCUCUCAGCAUAGGACAUUGUCAUACCUUCAUGUUGUCUCUGAAGUAAUGGUGUCAUAUCUCUCUGAAUGGCAUUGUCAUAUAGCUCCAGGAUACUGAUUGAUCAUGGACUCUAAAUUCAUCAGAUGGUUCCCAUCAUGACUCUCAAUAUAUCAGUAAGUGGAAUGCAGUAUGUUGUAAAUAAAACGUACAGUUUCUUAAGUCUA